AUGCAGUUACACCACGCUAGGCUUCAUGCAGUUACACGUAGACGCGCUUCAUGCAGACACGUAGACGCGCUUCAUGCAUACACGUAUCCCUGUGCUGACGCGCUUCAUGCAGGUAACGCUAGGCUUCAUGCAGUUACACGUAUCGCUGCUUCAUGCAGUUACACUUACACGUAUCGCUGUGUUAACGCUAGGCUUCAUGCAGUUACACGCUGUGCUGACACUAGGCUUCAUGCAGUUACACGUAUCCCUGUGCUGACGCUAGGCUUCAUGCAGCUACACGCUUCAUGCAGUUACGCGUAUCGCUGUGCUGACGCUAGGCUUCAUGCAUUGUGUUUGGAAUUUGCAUAUCUCUCGCAAAACAUACGGUGUUUAUGUGUAAUGGCUCUUACUGCGAAGAUUCGUAUUUGUCAAUUAAAAGGUUUGACAGCUUUCUUACAAUAUUCAACAGCGGCUUCAACUACAAAUCUUAAAGAAGUGCUUGCACAAAAAAUUUCAAUUCAUAACGAGAAAGUCCGAGAAUUUCGAAAACAGCAUGGUGCAACGGUAAUUCAAAAUGUAACUGUAGAUAUGCUUUAUGGUGGAAUGCGGACUUUGAAGGCGCUGGUAACUGAGACAUCUGUGCUAGAUCCAGAAGAAGGUAUACGAUUCCGUGGUUAUUCUAUACCGGAAUGCCAAAAAAUGUUGCCUAAGGCAAAAGGAGGUGAAGAACCAUUACCGGAAGGGAUUUGGUGGCUGCUGUGCACUGGUGAUAUUCCAACUGAGGCACAAACUACAGCAAUCAGUAAGGAAUGGGCUGCUCAUGCAGAUCUACCAAAGCAUGUCGAACAAAUGAUCUGUAAUUUUCCGAAUAAUUUGCAUCCUAUGGCACAGUUUGUGUCGGCUAUUGCCGCUCUUAAUUGUGACAGUAAAUUUGCCGAAGCCUACAGUAAAGGAGUACAGAAAGCGAAAUAUUGGGAGUUUGUAUAUGAAGAUGCUAUGAGACUUCUUGCAAAAUUACCUACAAUUGCUGCACUUAUUUAUCGAAAUUUAUACAGAGAUGGUACAUUGGCAAGUGUAGUAAACUCAUCGAAUGAUUGGUCUGCCAAUUUUACAUCAAUGCUGGGUUUUAAUGAUCCAAAGUUCACUGAACUUAUGCGCUUGUAUCUCACAAUUCAUAGCGAUCACGAAGGCGGUAACGUUUCUGCGCAUACGUCUCAUCUAGUCAGCUCCGCGUUAGCAGAUCCAUAUUUAUCGUUUUCUGCUGCUAUGGGUGGACUUGCUGGACCGUUACAUGGUCUGGCCAAUCAAGAGGUGCUGGUGUUCUUAACAAAGUGCAGAAAAGAACUAGGCGAUAACUACACUGAUCAACAGUUGCGUGACUGGAUAUGGAAUCAUUUGAAAAGUGGACAGGUAGUACCGGGUUAUGGUCAUGCUGUACUACGCAAAACAGAUCCUCGAUACACGUGCCAGCGAGAGUUUGCCUUGAAGCAUCUUCCGAAGGAUCCAAUGUUCCAUCUCGUUUCAAAGCUUUAUGAAUUUACUCCUGAUAUCCUUUUGAAGCAAGGAAAGGCCAAGAAUCCAUGGCCAAAUGUGGAUGCACAUUCUGGAGUGCUGCUUCAAUAUUAUGGCAUGAAAGAGAUGUCCUUCUAUACGGUGCUUUUUGGUGUCUCACGUGCACUCGGUUGUUUAUCACAGAUGAUAUGGUCUCGUGCUAUGGGCUUGCCACUCGAACGUCCCAAAUCUCAUUCAACUGAUGGUCUAAUGAAAUUGGUUAAUAAAAGUUGA
Messenger RNA from Brugia pahangi, 1764 nucleotides. NCBI's taxonomy places the organism in Eukaryota, Metazoa, Nematoda, Chromadorea, Rhabditida, Onchocercidae. The record is from the annotation of a GenBank genome assembly.